GCGGGGCGGCGGGGGGGGGGCGGGGCUUCCUGCCGGGCCGCCGCCAUAUUGGGCAGCGCUGGGGCCGGCGCCGUGACGGGAGGAGGCGGAGCGGGGCCGGGCGGGCAGCGAGACUAAUUACUGAUUGGGCUUCAUGAACAUAAAUUCCUGAGGCUGCUGAACUCCCCAACCCCCAUCCGUUCCACCAUGGACCAGGAUUAUGAGAGACGUCUCCUACGCCAAAUCAACAUCCAGAAUGAAAACACGAUGCCUUGUGUAGCAGAGAUGAGAAGAACCCUGACGCCUUCCAAUUCUCCGAUGUCUUCUCCGAGUAAGCACGGAGACAGAUUCAUUCCCUCAAGAGCUGGGGCCAACUGGAGCAUCAACUUCCACAGAAUAAAUGAAAAUGAAAAAUCACCAAGUCAAAACAGAAAAGCAAAGGAUGCUACAUCAGACAAUGGCAAAGAUGGCCUUGCUUACUCCGCCCUGCUGAAGAAUGAACUCUUAGGAGCAGGGAUCGAGAAAGUGCAGGACCCACAGACAGAAGACAGGAGGUUGCAGCCAUCCACUCCAGAGAAGAAGUCCCUCUUCACUUAUUCACUCAGCACAAAACGUUCCAGUCCAGAUGAUGGUAACGAGGUCUCGCCGUAUUCCUUGUCUCCUGUCAGCAACAAAAGUCAGAAGCUGCUACGAUCACCCCGAAAACCAACUCGGAAAAUCUCAAAGAUUCCUUUCAAAGUGCUGGAUGCCCCAGAACUGCAGGAUGACUUCUACCUGAACCUGGUGGACUGGUCCUCUCUCAACGUCCUCAGCGUUGGCCUUGGCACAUGUGUUUACCUGUGGAGUGCUUGUACGAGCCAGGUAACCCGACUGUGCGAUCUGUCUGUGGAAGGAGAUUCUGUAACGUCUGUGGGCUGGUCAGAACGGGGGAACUUGGUAGCCGUUGGCACGCACAAGGGCUUUGUACAGAUCUGGGAUGCAGCUGCAGGAAAAAAGCUCUCCAUGCUAGAGGGGCACACGGCCAGAGUUGGUGCCUUGGCGUGGAACGCGGACCAGCUGUCUUCUGGGAGCCGAGACAGAAUGAUCCUUCAGAGGGACAUCCGCACCCCGCCCCUGCAGUCAGAGCGGCGGCUCCAGGGCCACAGGCAGGAGGUCUGUGGGCUCAAAUGGUCUACGGACCACCAGCUCCUGGCCUCUGGGGGAAAUGAUAACAAGCUCCUUGUCUGGAAUCACUCCAGCCUGAGUCCUGUCCAACAAUACACAGAGCAUCUCGCAGCAGUAAAAGCCAUCGCCUGGUCUCCGCACCAGCACGGCCUCCUCGCCUCUGGCGGCGGGACAGCCGACCGCUGCAUCCGCUUCUGGAACACGCUGACGGGGCAGCCCCUGCAGUGCAUUGACACCGGGUCACAGGUGUGCAACCUGGCCUGGUCAAAGCACGCCAACGAGCUAGUGAGUACCCAUGGAUACUCGCAGAACCAGAUCCUCGUCUGGAAAUACCCCUCAUUAACUCAAGUAGCAAAGCUGACAGGGCACUCGUACAGAGUCUUAUAUCUGGCAAUGUCCCCUGAUGGGGAGGCCAUAGUUACCGGAGCUGGAGAUGAAACCUUGCGGUUCUGGAACGUCUUCAGUAAAACUCGCUCGACAAAGGAGUCUGUAUCCGUUCUCAACCUCUUCACCAGGAUACGGUAAACCCCACGUACUGCAAUCCAAGAGACUACAGCCUGCCGUACCAGGAUCAAACCACUACCUUGGUGUGCAUGGAACCCCAAACGAUCAGCCAGAAGGGGAGGGAGUGCCAGUGGGACUGGAGGAUGGACCCAACAGAUGCUAAUUAAAUAUGUGCUUGUGAACCACGCCGGGCAGUAUUUGGGAUGGGGUUGGGGAGGGGAGGGAACUGCCAAAGGUUUAUGGAUUCGUCCUUCGGAAAGGGGAACGCGUACGAGAGCAAUGCUGAACCAGCACCCUCCAACCCUCACUCUGUACUGGAGAAAAUCUGUUUACGUGGACCACCGAGACCGGACCAAGGCCAUCCCAACUGCUGUGUUGUCUGCUCUUAGGAGAGACGAGAGCAUCCUCGCCUCUGUGGGAAGGGGCUUCACGUGCUGCUGCGGGUCCCUCUAACCUAGGAUGGACAUUUUGGAGGUAGGAGCCAGCCAGGCUUGUUCAAUGCAACUGGGGCGUGGGGACCAGGCUCUAGGCGGGGCGUUAGCCUCUCUGAUAUCUAAGGGCAUUGUUUAGAGCCUGGGAUCCCCAUUACAUGAAAAAAAAAUGGAGAACUGCUUAUUUUUUUCCAGAUAAAGCAGGUACUGCGGUACUUGCCGUUCUUGCAAGACAGCUUGAUUUUUGGCAUGCUUACCAGCUGCCUUCAAACAUGCAUCUUGGGGCUCUGAACUUUAGAGGAGACUUUAAAGAGGCUCCACCUCGGAGGGAAUGCGUUCAAAGAAAUUUAAAAUUGCUAUUGCAUGUUUUAUGCUGAUUCUUUUAGUUAACACCGAGGGAAAACAAUGGCUUUAAAAAACAAAACAAAGAAACAACAAACAUGCAUGUGGAGCUUCCCACAGUGCCCUUUGUGGCGGCUGGUUGCUCUGGAGUCUUCUUGAGGACAAAAGCAGUUGAGAUGUGCUUGAGAAACAAAACAACUCCUGUGGAUCUUUUUCAGAGAGAGCAUGGCCUCUUCUGGCUGGAAGGGGGGAAACACCGCGUCUGGGCAAGUGGGGUUUCUUUUUCUAAGGCAAGGAAGAAGCGUUGCUUUUUUUUUUUUUUUUUAUCUCCAAGUCAAUGCCAGGGACCUGUUUUUUUGUUGUGUUUUUUUUUUUUUUUUAAGUUGUAUGGGAAGAGUGCCUGCUUGUGUGUUUGGAGCCUGUGUGAUGAGUGCCGUGGGAUGUGAUGCAAAGCACUUGUGUGUAUGUGUUGCUUUUAAUUUAAGGAGAAGCUGUUACGCUUGCAGCAGCCUGUUCCUGUCUUACCUUGUACAUGUGCCAAUGCUUCCUGCUGUGCACCUGGCUCCUGCCUGCCUCGUGCCCUCUCUCGUGCCCUGGGAUGUGCGUGCUGUUUCCUGUUCUCACUUGGGUUUUCCCGGCUGUGUAUAUAGACCUUGCCCUGUUCUCUGUAGUGUAUAGGCAGUACUUUCGUUUUCCCUGAAUCCAGACUCUAGGGGUAGCGGUAGGGGAACGCCUGCCCCUCCCCAGUGCCACCAGUACCCUUGGGGUGAGCGGAUGAGGCAGAGGGAGGCUGGUACAGCAGGGAGGUGCAGCUCUGCUCACUGCAGCCUUCACCACGUGUGCCAGUGCCCGGAUCAGGCUCACCCAUGCCUCGUGCUACCUCCACACGUCACAGGUACCCAGGGGCUUGGCUCCCACCGGCACCGACCCUCCAAAGCCACCAUCGCAUCCGACUGCCUCACCUGCCCCCCAAAAUGUAAUUUCUGUGUAAUUUCUCAGCACGACUACAUGGUGGUUCUCGCAGCAGGAGCGUGGGGCUUGGUUUUCAAACCUGUCUGCUGGCCUCCUGCUGCCUUUCCUGCUGCUUGUUGUACGUUCACUGGCACUGUUCAAUGUCACGGUGUGGAGGGCCCACUGCAGAUCACCGAGGAGCUGUUACUGAAGUCAGGUCACUAAUAAGCUGGCAAGUGGCUCGAGGCCACCUGCAGCAGGACGUGGAUGUCACGGGUGUCUGUGGGUUGUCACCUGGGGAGCAGCUGCACCUGGGGAUGGGGCUGUUGGGGCUGCGGAUCCUCCGGGAGGCAAUCAGCGAUGGGGUGGGGGCAUCGGAGAGGUGUCAGAGCUGGGAGGGCUCACUGGUUUGUGCCCGGGGGUGGCACUGGGUGAGCAUGGGGCUUUCUGGGGGCUCCCACACUGCUGCUGGUGGUCACUGCAUGGUGUCAGUGUCCCCCCCCUGGGGAGGGGGCAGUGUGCUCAGCACACACAGCCCUUGGGCCACCGCUGCUGCUCGUUGCUGCCUGUGCUCCUGCUUCCAGCCGUGCCCCUCUGCUCCCAACCUGCGCCUCUUGCUCUGCCUGGUGUGCGUGAGGGGUGCUGGUGGCUUUGUGCGUGACACCGGCGGCUGGCUGGGGCGUGCUGAGGGUGUCCCGUGGGCAAAAGAGCAGAGCCUGCGUGCUUGUGCUGUGUGUGUGUGGGAUCUGCAAGUGCUGAGCUGCGCGGGCGGGCUGAGCCGAGGGGUCCUCCCCGAGUCUGCGACCUUGUGGCGUUGUUGUGUAUAAAGCAUCACAUGGUGGAAAAAAAAUAUAGAGCGUUGUAACUUUUCCAUGUAAAGCGUUCGAACUGGCAUUAAACACAUCGUGAAUUUA
Molecule: messenger RNA, 4285 nt
Organism: Anas platyrhynchos (mallard)
Lineage: Eukaryota; Metazoa; Chordata; Aves; Anseriformes; Anatidae
Gene: FZR1
Product: fizzy and cell division cycle 20 related 1
Biological process (GO): positive regulation of anaphase-promoting complex-dependent catabolic process; anaphase-promoting complex-dependent catabolic process; positive regulation of ubiquitin protein ligase activity
Cellular component (GO): anaphase-promoting complex
Molecular function (GO): anaphase-promoting complex binding; ubiquitin ligase activator activity; protein binding
Source: RefSeq, a predicted model, not a curated record